Grus americana (Whooping crane) is the source of this 3798-nucleotide messenger RNA. RefSeq names its product fibrinogen C domain containing 1 (gene FIBCD1). The record is from RefSeq and is a predicted model, not a curated record. The transcript has 7 exons. NCBI's taxonomy places the organism in Eukaryota, Metazoa, Chordata, Aves, Gruiformes, Gruidae. The coding region runs from base 89 to 1396 and encodes 435 amino acids.
AGCCCUCUCCUCUCCUCUCUCUGAGCCGCAAAGCGCGCUGUGUAGGAGCGGUAGCAGGCAGGCUUUGGAUGACGGAGGAGAGCAGAGGAUGAGCUGCGGGUACAUCCUGUGCACGGUCCUGCUCUCGGUGGCUGUCCUCCUGGCAGUGACGGUCACGGGGGCCAUCCUCUUCAUGAACCACUACCACACGCCCGUCACCGAGUCACCCCCUGUAAUCAGCACCAACCCUGAGGAGGCCAACGCGCUGGUCACCAUUGAGAAAGCCGACAGCUCCCGCAUCAACAUCUUCAUCGACCCCAACUGCCCCGACGCGACGGGCACCUUUGGGCGCCUGGAGGGGCUGCAGACCUCCGUGCUGCGCGCCGUCACCGACCACGACGCCGAGGCCAAGGCCACCAAGAGCCAGCAGAAAGCCCUGCUGGUCACAGUGGCGGACGAGGUGGCCAAGCUGCUGACGCACGCCGUGCAGCUGCGUGCCGACUGCGACGGCCUCAAGAAGGGGCACAGCGCCAUGGGACAGGAGCUCAGCGCCCUGCAGGGUGAGCAGGGCAGGCUCAUCCAGCUGCUCUCGGAGAGCCAGACCAACAUGGCUCGGCUGGUGAGCUCCGUCAGCGACGUCCUGGAAACGCUGCAGAAGGAGCGUGGCGGCGCCCGGCCCCGGCUCAAGGCUGACCUGCAGCGAGCGUCGGCCAGGGGAGCACGGCCCCGGGGCUGCUCCAACGGCUCCCGGCCCCGAGACUGCUUUGACAUCUAUGCGAGCGGACAGCAAGAGGAUGGGAUUUACUCCAUCUUCCCCAUGCACUAUCCCUCCGGCUUCCAGGUCUACUGUGACAUGACGACUGACGGGGGUGGCUGGACGGUGUUUCAGCGGCGGGAGGACGGCUCCGUGAACUUUUUCCGCGGCUGGGAAGCCUAUCGGGAUGGCUUCGGGAAGCUGACAGGAGAGCACUGGUUAGGGCUGAAGCGGAUCCACGUGCUGACGGUGCAGGGCAGCUACGAGCUCCGCAUCGACCUGGAGGACUUCGACAAUGGCACCGCCUUCGCCCACUACGGCAGCUUCGGCGUGGGGCUCUUCUCCGUCGAUCCCGAGGAGGACGGGUACCCCAUCUCCAUCGCCGACUACUCGGGGACGGCAGGCGACUCCUUCCUGAAGCACAACGGGAUGAAGUUCACCACCAAGGACCUGGACAACGACCACUCGGAGAACAACUGCGCGGCUUUCUACCACGGCGCCUGGUGGUACCGCAACUGCCACACCUCCAACCUCAACGGGCAGUACCUCAAGGGCCACCACAGCUCCUACGCCGACGGCAUCGAGUGGUCUUCUUGGACCGGCUGGCAGUACUCCCUCAAGUUCACCGAGAUGAAGAUCCGGCCCAUCCGGGAGGAGAAUUAGCUGGAUGGUGCGAGCCCCCUGCACCCUGUGCCCAGCCCCCUGCCCUUCCCCACCGCCCUGCAGCCCUGUCCCCCUGCCACCAUCCUCCCCAAGGGCUAGCCCAUCUUUAGGGGGCCCCUCGGGAGUGCCUGCCCUCAGGGAGCGCGGCUUUCGCUCCUGGGUGCCCGUGGACAUCACCAGACCUUUGCUCCCGCUGCUGUGGCUCCCCUGCAGCCAAAAUGGUGUCCUGGCCAGAGCGUGACCCGUGGCUGGUGCUCACGGCUACAGCAGAGAGGGCAGCGGGAUGCAGGGAUUUGGGGAGUGGUACCCAGCAGGGUCGGGCAAGGAGGAAAAGGGUCUGCCUGGAGGGAGGGAGGGAUGCAGCAGCCCGGGCAGGCUGGGCACCUCUGCUCAUCUCCGCCACGGGCACAGACACCCGGCAGCGGCCUCGCCAAGCUGGCAAGGGACUGGCAGACACUCGCUGUGGGGAGCCCCAAGCCCCACGCAGCCCCCAGGAGUGGGACAAGGCUGCUGCUCUGCGGUUCCAGCUCACCCCAUGGUGCUACUGGGGAUGGGGAGGGCUCGGCUGGGUCGCAGCCCACGCAGGUGCCUGACCGUGCCAGCAAGUCCUUCUCUAGCCUGUAAACGCUCGCCUCUGCAAGAGCAAUGCAGCCGGAAAGGGACAACUACAAACUCCUUCAUCCCUGUCCCGGCUCCUGGAGCCUCCUGGCAGGUCGGGACACCCCAAGGCAAGCCGGCGUGGUGCUACGAGGAUGCGCACUCAGAACCGAGCGUGGCACGCAGCUGUUUUGGCAGCGCUGGGGAAACGGGAAGCACGGCAAGGAGGAGGAGGCGAGGAAGGCUCGCUUCCCAGCAUGGCUCUGCCAACAUUUUGCAGCUCCUCCCUCCCAACCAGCCCCGCUAAGGCUCACGGUGGACUUUUGCCAUCCAAAAGCUGUGACCUUUCCCGAAACCCUUGACUUUGGACAGCACGCCUGCGUGACCCCAGGCGAGCCCCCUCCGCUCGCUCCCCGCCUGGGAACCGCAUUCAUUUCCACCCAAGAUGAGCCGCGCUCUGGCUCGGCACCUGCAGAUAUUCAAAGCCUUUCAUUUCUUCAAAUCCCAUUAAGGUUUUGCAAAAAGAAGCCCCGAGUGGGGCUUAGCAUCUGCAGGGCCCUGAUAACCGGGUGGCAGGCAGUGCCUCACGCCGGCUGACCCGAGGAGGAGCUGCCACGGGGUGCGGGGCUGACAUCUCCCUCUGGCUCCCUGGAAGGACUCAAAUGGGGGGUUUUGUCCACAAAAAAAAAAAAAAAAAAAAAUUAGAACCAAGCCUGAGUAGGCUGUAUGGGAACAGGGAGGGGAGGGGGACAGCCAGGACCCUGCCACCCUUUACGCGAUUUUCUGCCUGUGCUACAGCAGCAAUGGGGAGCAGAGCCCCCGUCCCUGGCCCCAGGAAACACCGUCGGAUGGACAGACUGCCCAAGGAGGGGAGGAAAGCUCCUGCCGUCCCCGUUUCCAGGGGGGCUUAAGGCAUGGGAAGAUCAAAGGCUCAUCUUCCCGGCUGCGGCAGAUUUGUACUUCCCUGUGUGCUUCUCUUUGUUUUUUUAAAGCCUUCACCACCUCGGAUCCUGCGCUGGACAAGCCCAUUUGCCUGCCAGGGUCCCCAUCUGUCUGUCCUGCUGGGGAAAGGGGGAUGCACUGGGGAUCACCGCAGCUUUCCCCUCUGCCAGAGACGUUCCUUGGAGCCCUCGGGUGAGGAUGAGCCCCGGGUGCAGGCACCAGCUCUGCCUCCUCCAUCCCUGCCCAGAGCAGCCGGCCAGGCUGGCUUUCUCGAGCGAUAGGAUUUGGGGAGCUCAGCGGUGGCGUUUCCCAGCCAGCACAAGCUCAGGAGACCCCAGCAACUCCCGAGGGGCUUCCUGCACCCUGCCAGACCCCUCCGGAAAGGGUCCCACGCAGGCAGGGAGCACGGUACCUGUCUUUACUUUCUGUUCCUUUAUUUCAGUGGAUUAGCUGUAGCUGGGUUUUCUAGCACUCACCUUCCGGACAAGAAGGCACACAGAGCCACGUGCCCCGGGCGGGAAGGCUCGUCCCCUCCCUGGACCCCCCCACCGGUGUUUUCCCCGGGGAGGGAACAUUGUACAUGCAGUUUGUCGGUAGCACACCCUUGUGUAACUGUCACCCAGGACUCCCUAAUGACUUUGUUUUGACUUGCACGAGAGGUAUUUAAUCCACGCCGAGACGCAGGAUUUCCCAGGAUUAUUCCCAAGAGCGCACGCAUCGCUCUGCGGCCCCGGAUUAGCCUAAACCCGUCCGUGGUGACACCUCCCCAGGGAGGGGUGGGCAGGGGCGGCCGGGGGGUCCGGGACCUGGCCACGUACCUUCCCGGCAGAGCCCUGGACCGGGUCGUGGUGUGUAGCAGUGCC